This is a messenger RNA of Pyrus x bretschneideri (Chinese white pear), 2202 nucleotides long. RefSeq lists its product as uncharacterized. The transcript has 5 exons. The coding region runs from base 667 to 2085 and encodes 472 amino acids. NCBI's taxonomy places the organism in Eukaryota, Viridiplantae, Streptophyta, Magnoliopsida, Rosales, Rosaceae. The record is from RefSeq and is a predicted model, not a curated record.
UUAUUUUGCAGGUGCAAGGUGCGAGGUGUAAGAAAUAUAAAAUUAGGUACACAACUCUUUUUAUUUCACACGCAUUUAAAUUUUGUAACAUUAGUUAAAAUUUAAGUAAUUUGUUUAAUUAAUUGUCAUUCAGUACUACAAUCUUGUGGUAUUUCUUUUUGUUGAGAAGUGAGAGGUCUUACGUUCGAAUCUUGCAAAUUGCGAAUUUGAUACCAAAUUAGGCUGUCUAUUGUGUGGCUUUGCCGAACUCCUUUUUUCCCUAGUGUAAAAAUAUCGAUGUACUCAGAAAAAAAAAAAUUUAUAAAUUGAAAAAAUAUUAAAAGGAUAGAUGAUGGAAUUACACGAUUGGUUAAUACCCUUCCCCUAGUUUUUUACUCUUCUGCCCUAAUUUCUUCCUUGUUUCGGAUCCUAUCAUUUUACUCUUGUGUCCUAAUUUUUUUCCUUAUUUCAGACCCUAGUUUUUUACUCGUGUCCUAAUUUCUUACUUAUUUUGGACCCUAAUUUCUGUGCCUAGGGCUACAAAAUACUUGGUGUGCAAGAUGACGCAAUACUAGGGUUGAGUGCCUUAUAAAUAUUAAGCUUGGCCGGUUUGGCCGCUUGGCCGCUUGUACUCUAGUGUUUUAUUUGCUCUCAAACUUUGCUUCUUUGCUUUUGGACUGUGUAACCAUGGAGGCAGAAGCUGGACCAACAGAGUUGGAUGGUGGCUCAUCAGGAUUCUACUGGAUCCCUCAAUGGCGCACGAUUCUUCCCCAUGUGUCAGCAAUCGUUGUCGUCCUGCUGGCACGAUUUCUCCACAUGACGCUAGCAUUCCAGUUGGGAUUUGUAUGCGUGGCUCUGGCCAUUGCCACCGAUUGGUCACAAUCACGGUCACGGUCACGGAAGAUGGAAAUGGAAGAGGACAUGCCAACACUGGAAAUAAAGAAGCGGCAGCCAGAAAAUAACAAGGGUAGUAAGAAGAAGAAGUGCAUAAUGAGGAGAGAAAUAUCUAAACUGGAGAAAAUAAAGGAAGACGAUCGAACAAACACGGAUCCGGAUAAGGUCUUCAGUGCAAGUGUGGUAACAUAUGUGAAUGACAAUACAAACGGUGUACCCAAAAUCACAUUUGAAGACCAUAGAAGAACGACAGCGAGGUGUAUUGAAGGAUUGAAAGCGGAAGCCAAAGACUACUAUUUCUUCACCUGUAAAGUCAAACAUGACAGCGUCUUGAGUCCUUCCUUGGUCGCAUUCAACGAGGAAAAGGGCGUUUGGAUCUUAUUCUACCAAAAAUUCAAUUGUUACAUCAACAAUUGGGACUUGAAGAAAGAAAUACCGGAUUCGACGUCCCGACAAAUGUGCUGGCUCAAAUCAAUCAAGAGAAUCCUGAAGAGCAUUGCGUCCACCCACAAACAGAAACUAACCCACUCUGGUUUGGACAGGCAUUCCAGUUAUGUCAUUCAAGAUGGGGAAUUAAAACUUAUAAACAUCAAGUCUCAGAAUGCUACCAUGUCUGAAGCAAGCAUGAGGAACGACUUCAUACAAUUCAGAGACUUUCUAAGGGAAAGGUUGCCAAAGACAUGGAGGGACCUAAACUUGUUUCUGGAUUUCUUCAACAAACCUAUAGAGUUCGAAAGCUAUGUUGAAAAACUCAUUAGACACCCUUUCCUCAUGAGUUCUCAGAACAGACUGAAGUACUUUUUCAGGAUAGAUCAGGCCUUUGAACAAAAUAUUAUAUCUCAACAUCACUUUGAAAAGAGUUUCCAAGAUGGUUCUUUUUCGAGGUAUAUGGGCUGGAAUUCAACCAGAAUGUACAACCGAAUGAGUCAAGACCUAAAAGCCACUAUCGAUUAUGGGAAAAGUCAUUGGAUAACUUACGAAGGUCAUCUGUUGGUUACGCUUGUUAUGUUUUUGAGGAAUGUCUAUGUGCACCGUGCCAAUUCUGGGAACUAUGAGCUUCUUGACAAGGAGGUCAAUAGAUUAUAUCCUGGAUUUUUAAGCAAUUUGCACUUGUUAUUGCCGUCAAAGGAAGAACUGAAUCGACCAACCGUCCGAAUGGAAGCAGAAGGAGAAGCAGGCCAGGGUCCAAGCUUGAGGUUAUUACAAGGGUAGUUUUGGAUGAGACAAGCAUUCGCUAGAAUUAUAGAAUAGGAUAAUGCUUGUUGCAGUAUUAAUUUAUGUUUGGCAAAAAUAUUGUUCGAUUUAUUACAAAUGCUUUUUUUCUUUUAA